CAAUGCGACGGAGUGCAUGGAAGGCUUACCUGUCGUCGCCUGCUCGUUUUCAAUGAAUGUUUCAAGAUUUAUUCGUAGCUGAUCUAAUUGAUAGAAAGCAUCGGAACUAGUUUGCCGGUUGGUGUUCUCAGGCUGGCGGAUAGAAAUGUUCAGUAUUCUUUCUUUCAGGGGAAGCGCUACUGCAUCUGAAUACUUUUUUGGACUAUGGAGCAGCGAGCAGUAUGUAAGAGCGUCCAACAACAGUUGGCCUAAGGCGUUUGUGGCAGAAGAAUCUACUUGAGAGCAUUUCUCUGAAAUAGUUCGGCUGGAGAAAACGAAGAAAGGGAUGAACAAAACUGAGUUGGUAUGGUAGUUCCUGGUAUUAGUCAUGUACUCAAUUUGAAAAGGGAAUGGUACUCACUCAACAAACUCAUCUGGAUUGAAUAUUUUCGUCCGAUACAGCCUUCGGAAGCGGACCCAGUGCAUCAUUCCACGAGUAGGAUUGGCAUUUUUAAUUGAUUCCGGUCGAAAAUCCUUGGCGUACAUCCAUUGUGUGGUUGCCUUAAACUCCUCCUUUUCAUACUUCCAGCCGCGACCUAAUAGCACCAGAUCUUCACUUGCUUCAGUCGUAGAUUUCCAAACGAUUGAACCAUCCGUAGACGAGAAUGGUCCCCUGUCACUUGGCAAGAGCCCUUUUCUUCCGAAGCCCCCGCCAACCCAAUAUCUCUCGUUUUCGUCAAUUUCGACGAUGGUCUCCAUAGCAGUUCAAUAGGUACUACGUUCGUACUCAAUUUUCAUGCAUUCUCAUCGGCCAAUCCGGUUGCAUUGUCAGGUCAUAUCCAUUAAUCGUUGAGACUACUGUACAACGCUAUGCAGCUACUCCACAAAAGUUUGCUCAUCCAAUACGUUACUGUAUCGAGGAUUUCAGAAUCUUGGAGAAAUAUGGUCAUAACGGUACGUUGUACUCGUACCUUACGGUACCGUACGUAGAUUCAGGAGCUUACUACUGUAUUACUACUCCAUGGCACAAACAAGCAUGAUCAACCAGGCACAAGAAAAAUUUAAGGUGACAUUUUAAUCGAGUCCCGAAUUGUGCGAUCGAAUGAAUCAACAAUCAACAGGCUCUCAACAAACAGCGCCAUUAACAACACGAACUGCUACCCUCCUUAAAAAAGCUGCCGGUGGUAUGGUUUUGUUGACAGUCAAAACAUUCAGGCGCUGCAUUAUCCGGACCAAGAGCGAACAUAAUAAUAGCAAUACAGGACAAAAUAGUCCCAUUUACAAUACAAAAAUCACACAGAGAAUAUGAGUGAGUGUGUAGAAGUCUUGCAAGGCAUUCUUCUGCGACAAAAUGUCCCAUAACAAUGAAUGCGUCAGACGGCCUUCACCAUCGAGCGGAUUAUUCUCAUGAUUCUCUCACCCUUUGCCGUUCUAAAAAUCUUCAUUUUCUUCCUGUAAUUUAGGUCACGUAGGGGUGCCUAUCAAACUUUUGUAUGAGGCGGAGGGAAUGAAGGUCACUGCAGAGGUAGGUGAUGCGAAUAUCGUCGAUUGCGGUUCGAGGUUUUCCUGGGAUUAUGGUUAUGGCGUCAAAUUGAGUCCGGUUUGAAGGUGGAAAUGCAUUCAUUCUAACUGUGAUCUUACUCUACUCUUUAGAUGAAAAAUGGCGAGAUCUUUAGAGGGCUACUCUUGAGUGCAGAAGAGACAAUGAAUAUGACACUUUCAGAUGUUUUGAGGACAGCAAGAAAUGGUCAAAUAUCAAAACUUCCAAGUGUCUACCUGAGGGGGAGCAGUAUCCGAUUCAUUGCGCUUCCCGAUAUUCUCAAGAGCGCACCCGUCUUUCAGAAGGUUACGGCGAUGAAGAGGAAAAUGGAAAAAGAACUACAGCAACGCCAGGAGGGUAAGCCAAGAGUCUUGUGUCCCUUGCAGAUUUCUGGUUUGUUUUGAAUUUUUUCAAUGCAAAAAAAAAUUCUGAUAUUUUUUCGCGUCCCAUUUUAUAGCAGGAGGAAAGAGGAAACGAGGGGACUAAUUUAUCUGAUGAGUUGGUAAACUACUGAGCCGCUUCGAUGUCUUAUUUUGUACCAACCGUCGACAAAACAUUUGUUUCGACAUAAAUUCUUACAAAAACUAGUAAAGGGGUUGACCAUUCUGCUUUGUUAUGACUGCAUUCGCCCAUAUUCGCUGUAACUUUGUUUCAAUAUACUUUUAGCAGUGUGAAUGAAGUGAUCGUUCCCCCCCUUCUAACUGGGUAUCGUUUUAUUCGUCAAAAGUCUAGCAUCGUUUCAGCUAAAAUUUCUGU
Messenger RNA from Pseudo-nitzschia multistriata, 2275 nucleotides. NCBI's taxonomy places the organism in Eukaryota, Bacillariophyta, Bacillariophyceae, Bacillariales, Bacillariaceae. The record is from the annotation of a GenBank genome assembly.